Molecule: messenger RNA, 1833 nt
Organism: Carlito syrichta (Philippine tarsier)
Lineage: Eukaryota; Metazoa; Chordata; Mammalia; Primates; Tarsiidae
Gene: CPE
Product: carboxypeptidase E
Exons: 10
Coding region: 1-1215 (404 amino acids)
Biological process (GO): proteolysis
Molecular function (GO): metallocarboxypeptidase activity; zinc ion binding
Source: RefSeq, a predicted model, not a curated record
AUGAUCUGGAGAGUGACCGAAGCAGCCCAGUCUUCCCACAGGGGCAUCCUCACAGCGAGCACCUCAGCCUCCCAAAGUGCUGGGAUUACAGGUGAGCCUGAAUUUAAAUACAUUGGGAAUAUGCACGGAAAUGAGGCAGUUGGGCGGGAACUGCUCAUUUUCCUGGCCCAGUACCUCUGCAAUGAGUACCAGAAGGGGAACGAGACAAUUGUCAAUCUGAUCCACAGCACCCGCAUCCACAUCAUGCCGUCCCUGAACCCUGACGGCUUUGAGAAGGCCGCGUCUCAGCCUGGUGAACUCAAGGACUGGUUUGUGGGUCGAAGCAAUGCCCAGGGCAUAGAUUUGAACCGGAACUUCCCAGACCUGGAUAGGAUCGUGUAUGUUAAUGAGAAAGAAGGUGGUCCAAACAACCAUCUGCUGAAAAAUAUGAAGAAAAUUGUGGAUCAAAACUCGAAGCUCGCUCCUGAGACCAAGGCUGUCAUCCACUGGAUUAUGGACAUUCCUUUCGUGCUCUCUGCCAAUCUCCAUGGAGGGGACCUGGUGGCCAAUUACCCGUACGAUGAGACACGGAGUGGCAGUGCUCAUGAAUACAGCUCCUCCCCGGAUGAUGCCAUUUUCCAAAGCUUGGCUCGGGCGUACUCUUCUUUCAACCCAGCCAUGUCUGACCCCAGUCGACCACCGUGUCGCAAGAAUGACGAUGACAGCAGCUUUGUGGAUGGAACUACCAAUGGUGGUGCUUGGUACAGCGUGCCUGGUGGGAUGCAAGACUUCAAUUACCUCAGCAGUAACUGUUUCGAGAUCACUGUGGAGCUCAGCUGUGAGAAGUUUCCACCUGAAGAGACUCUGAAACGCUACUGGGAGGACAAUAAAAACUCCCUCAUCAGCUACAUCGAGCAGAUACACCGAGGAGUUAAAGGAUUUGUCCGAGACCUUCAAGGUAACCCAAUUGCCAACGCGACCAUCUCCGUGGAAGGAAUAGACCACGAUGUCACGUCUGCCAAGGAUGGUGAUUACUGGAGACUCCUUGUACCUGGAAACUAUAAACUUACAGCCUCCGCUCCAGGCUAUCUGGCAAUAACAAAGAAGGUGGCAGUUCCUUACAGCCCUGCUGUUGGAGUUGAUUUUGAACUGGAGUCAUUUUCUGAAAGAAAAGAAGAAGAAAAGGAGGAAUUGAUGGAGUGGUGGAAAAUGAUGUCAGAAACUUUAAAUUUUUGAAAACACUUCUUGUUAGCUGCUUUUAUUCUAUCUAUAUAAUGUAGUAUGAUAUAAUGUGACCAUUUUAUUUUAGAUUUUGUGCAGUUAAUAUUUAACAUUUACUUUUAAUCAUUUAAAUAUUAAUCAAAACUGCUUAAAAUAAAUAGAUUCUUAGGUAAAAAUGUAAGAACUUGAUCUAUUUCAUUCUCCUAUAUAGUAUUCAUUUUCCUAUAUACAUUACACACAGUAAUUCUAGCUUUUAAAAAUUAGUGAAGUUCUUUUACUGUAUUUGGUGACAGAAUAUAAUGAAUGCCAUUGAAAAGGGCAGCAAACAUAGCUUGGAGCUGUGAUUACUCUCCUGCAAGACUUAAAUAGUUCAGUGUAAAUUGUCACUUUCCUCUUGUGUUGACUAGUUGUGUGAGCAUGAACUUGUUAAUGCAUUUCUGAUGGGAAGAAAAUGUGCAAGUUUCCCAAGAGGUUUUAUGAAAAGGAUAAGAAUCGACUUCUUGCUUGUUCAUACAGGGCCAAUGCUGUUGCACUGUUUAGUCUGUUAAGACUACUUCAAAGUUUAGGGUUUCUCUUGGUUGUAGAUUGUCCCAGAAUUGCAUUCUGAAUGAAUAAAAGUUUUUAAAGUCCCCA